Messenger RNA from Solea solea (common sole), 1100 nucleotides. RefSeq names its product lens intrinsic membrane protein 2.5 (gene lim2.5). The record is from RefSeq and is a predicted model, not a curated record. Gene Ontology annotation, cellular component: plasma membrane. Lineage: Eukaryota; Metazoa; Chordata; Actinopteri; Pleuronectiformes; Soleidae. The coding region runs from base 487 to 1011 and encodes 174 amino acids. Gene Ontology annotation, molecular function: structural constituent of eye lens. The transcript has 5 exons.
UUUAGACGGUUGUCUUCUGUCACAAACAUUGACCGUGUGUGUGUGUGUGUGUGUGUGUGUGUGUGUAAAGUGUGAACCUCAGCAUGUUCCAUUGAUCACAGCAGUAGUGCAAGCCUCUGCACAUCCACAGUUCUAGAACAACAGACGAGGACGGUGCUGCAGCCUCAUGUCCCCACAGACCCCGCCCCCCUAACGCCAUCGCACCCACCACCCACCUACCCACCCCUGACCUCUGACCCCCAAAGUCCUCCCAGUACAGUUGAAUGCAGCAGAGUCACGUGUGGUUUGUUUUAAAGGAUUUUGCCUCCAUCAACAGAAAAGUGCAGAGGAGAAGGGUUUUUUUUUUGGAUUUCAGCGUCCAGCGUCCUCGUCCACACCUCACUCUCUCUGUCACUGUCUCCCUGAGGAAAGGCUGACUCUUAAUUGGACUCAUUUAUCCUGAUUAAUUCAGAGCCUGAAGCCUUGGCUGCCGUCAUAGUGUCACUCAUGAUGUACAGCUUCAUGGGAGGGGGCCUGUUCUGUGCCAUCAUGGGGAACAUCUUGUUGGUGGUCUCCACGGCAACAGACUACUGGAUGCAGUACCGUCUGUCCAGCAGCUUCGCCCACCAGGGCCUGUGGAGGUACUGCAUGUCUGGAAAGUGUUACAUGCAGACUGACAGCAUUGCGUACUGGAACGCCACCCGGGCCUUCAUGAUCCUCUCCGCCAUGUCGUGCUUCGCCGGCAUCAUCGCGGGAAUCCUCUCCUUCGCUCAUUUCUCCGCCUUUGAGAAGUUCAACCGCUCGUUUGCUGCCGGCAUCAUGUUCUUUGUUUCCACUCUCUUUGUUCUUCUUGCCAUGGCCAUCUACACCGGAGUGACAGUCAACUUCCUGGGCAAGCGUUUUGGUGACUGGCGUUUCUCCUGGUCUUACAUCCUGGGCUGGGUGUCUCUGCUCAUGACCUUCUUUGCAGGUAUAUUCUACAUGUGUGCCUACAGAAUGCACGAGUGCAGAAGAGUGUCCGGCUCACGUUAAACAUCACACACAGUGUCGAAGGUGCAAAGACUUCACUUCUUAUUCCUAAAUGGACAAACUAUUGUUAAACAAUAAAAUGUGACACUGUC